AGACAGUCAGGUUGCUGCUCCAAUUCUCCAUUCAUUCCAAAGAACUUAGGAAGGAGAACAGUCUGUGGCGAGGGACUGGUCAAGUCAUUAGAGCUUGGGCAAACACAGAAGUCAACUCAUUGACCACUCACUCAGUCAUAGGAUGGCCGACCAGUUUUCAGAGGAGCAGAUUGCUGAAUUCAAAGAGGCUUUCAGCCUUUUUGACAAGGAUUCUGAUGGCUGCAUCACCACUAAGGAACUGGGCACUGUGAUGAGGUCACUAGGCCAGAACCCCACGGAGGCCGAGCUGAAGAACAUGAUUGGAGAGAUUGAUACUGAUGGUAAUGGUACCAUUGAUUUCCCUGAGUUCUUGAGCAUGAUGGCAAGGAAGAUGAAGGACACGGACAGUGAGGAGGAGAUCCGGGAGGCUUUCCGGGUGUUUGACAAGGAUGGCAAUGGCUUUGUCAGUGCAGCAGAGCUAAGGCAUGUGAUGACCAAGCUCGGGGAAAAGCUGACAGACGAUGAAGUCGAUGAGAUGAUCCGGGAAGCUGAUGUUGAUGGUGAUGGCCAGGUGAACUAUGAGGAAUUUGUCCGCAUGCUUAUCUCUAAGUAGAGAGGAUGGGGAGGACAGAACUCUAGUCCUGACUCAAAUAGCUUUCUUUAGCUUCAUAUUGUGCUCUUAAUUUUCUGAUGGGG
This is a messenger RNA of Trichosurus vulpecula (common brushtail), 675 nucleotides long. RefSeq names its product calmodulin-A-like. Gene Ontology annotation, cellular component: myosin II complex. Gene Ontology annotation, molecular function: calcium ion binding. The transcript has a single exon. NCBI's taxonomy places the organism in Eukaryota, Metazoa, Chordata, Mammalia, Diprotodontia, Phalangeridae. The record is from RefSeq and is a predicted model, not a curated record. Bases 143 to 592 code for a protein of 149 amino acids.